CUGACACUGACACUAGCAAAGAGAAUAUAGGUAUUAUUUUUCUCUUUGUCUAUCAGUCAAAAUCUUAGGCAGAGUUUAUAUGUUUAUAAAAAGUUUCAGUUUACAUUCAAAAUAUUAAUUGAUGUGUUUGCAUUCUAACAGCGUGAUUAUUUGUUUCAUCUGUAUUUAUUUCUUAUUCACCACUUCAUAACGAUAUGGACCUCAACAGACUUCCUAAUGAUAAGAAACUGCAACUCUGUCGAUGGUAUUUCAAAGUUGGCUGCGUCUUUCUACCUUUUGUGUGGGCUGUGAAUGCAAUAUGGUUUUUCAGGGAAGCUUUUUUGAAGUCUCCAUUUGAAGAACAAAAACAGAUCAAGAAAUAUGUUUUGCUGAGUGCAUCAGGGGCGCUGGUGUGGGCGGUGGCCCUUAUAGCAUGGGUCACUGUCUUCCAACUGCAACGGGCUUCAUGGGGUGCGACGGGAGAUGCUCUAUCAUUCAUAGUACCGCUAGGACGAGCAUAAUGCAAUAUGACAACUCCUCUACAACAAUUUCAAACACUUUUAG
Messenger RNA from Diatraea saccharalis (sugarcane borer), 543 nucleotides. NCBI's taxonomy places the organism in Eukaryota, Metazoa, Arthropoda, Insecta, Lepidoptera, Crambidae. The record is from the annotation of a GenBank genome assembly.